AUGGCCGUCUCGGCUUCGCUUGGGCUUCUCGAUGACAAACCGGAAGUGGCUUCGUGGACUCUUUCCUUUCCCCCCCGGAAGUUAUUCAGCUUUCUUUCGCGUCUCCGAGAUGGACGUCGGAGAGAGGCAGGAGCCGUCGUAACUUUCGGGAAUGGUGAGGCAUUGUCGGGGCAACCUUUUCUAAAACCUCGGAGGUGGACCACCGUUAAGCGGGGGAAACAUUUGCCACAGUCGGUUAAGGGCGAAAACGGCAGGGCUGAGGGUGGAAAGCGCAUGCGCGACAGCGGACGAGGAGGGAGGGUGGCGGCGCUGCGCAGGCGCGCGACGCCUGCGUUUCUCCCCUCGCGUCGGGUUCGAGCGAGAUUCAGGGCGAAACCCCUGCAAGCCUGCGCAGAUUGAGUAGUUUCUGCCCGCGCUCCCGCCGAUUAAAACCCGCGGUGCCAUACGUCCGGGAUUUCCCGGACACGCAACCCCGGAAUCGCUCAGAAACGUCCAAGUUCUUCGAGAUUUUGUAAAGCUCAACAACUUUUGUGUCUGGAUUUUCACUUUUUGAAAUAUGGCAACCCUAUAAUAAUUUAAUUAACUGUCCGUGCCCUGAGUGGAGCUUUGAAUUUUUGUUCUGCUACACCACAGAAUAAGAGUUGGAAGGGACCACAAGGGUCAUCUAGUCCAACCUCCUUCAGUGCAGGAAUCUUUUGCCCAAUGUGGGACUCGAACCCACAACCCUGAGAUUAAGAGCCCCGGCUGAGCUGUCCCAGCUGUAAACAACACAACCCUGUUAAAACUUAAAAAUACGGUUGCCAUAUUUCAAAAAGUGAAAAUCCAGACACAAAAGUUGAGUGCUUUUUUUUUUAAUGGAAUUCUACAAAAUUUACACUUCCAACAUGGGCUGCCAUUUGUCUGGAUUUUCCUGGAGAUUUCAGUGAUUUCCUCCUGGACACUGUUUCCGACGACUGUCUAUGCCUGGGAAAUUCCGGACGUAUGGCAGCUCUAUAAAUGUUUGGGCAUGCCGUAAACUGAGUGAAUGUGUAGCAACUACCAGUCGCAGAUAUACCCUUUUGGGGGGCAAAGAGUGGGCGGUUGCUGUGCAGCUCCAGACGGCCUGGACUGAAACUAGUUCUCUGGUGCUAGUUCAAUUGCAGGAGCCCCCCAGGCUCAGUUCCCAGUUAAAGGGGUCAGGCAGGGGAUGAUGUGAAAAGCCACAUCGAAAAGAAAGUCCUGCUGGAUCAGACCAAAGGCCUCCCUAGUCUCAACCUCUGGUUUGCCCCAACGGCCAGCCUGUUUUUAGAAUUCUAGAAGGUGGUGCUGGGAGACGACUGCUCAGCCCCACAGCCUUUGCUCUUAGCUAUGUGGCUGCUGGAUUUUGCACCAGUUGAAGCUUCCAAGUUGUCUUCAAGGGCAGCCCCACAUAGGUAAAGGUACCCCUGACCAUUAGGUCCAGUCGUGACCGACUCUGGGGUUGCGGCACUCAUCUCGCUUUAUUGGCCGAGGGAGACUGCGUACAGCUUCCAGGUCAUGUGGCCAGCAUGACUAAGCCGCUUCUGCUGAACCAGCGCAGUGCACGGAAACGCCGUUUACCUUCCCGCCGGAGCAGUACCUAUUUAUCUACUUGCACUUUGACGUGCUUUCAAACUGCUAGGUGGGCUGGAGCAGGGACCGAGCAACGGGAGCUCACCCCGUCGCGGGGAUUCGAACCGCCGACCUUCUGAUCGGCAUGUCCUAGGCUCUGUGGUUUAACCCACAGCGCCACCCAUGUCCCUUCAAAGGCAGCCCCACAUAGAGCAUGUUGAAUAAUUAUCCUUUUGUGUAUCCUGAAUGUUCCAGCAUUCAGCUUCCUUGGAUCGCCCCAAAUGUUAGUACUGUAUUAACAUUGUGACAAUAGAUUUGUGGAAGCCAUUUCCAUGGAAGGUGUUCUCUGUAUAAUAAUAAAAAGUGGCUGAGGACAUUUCCUUAGAAGCAAGUUUCUCAGAUGGUACAUUUCCAGGUAAAUGUAUUUAGGAAUACAGUGGUACUGCGGAUUAAGAACUUAAUUCGUUCUGGAGGUCCAUUCUUAACCUGAAACUGUUCUUAACCUGAGGUACCACUUUAGCGAAUGGGGCCUCCUGCUGCCACCGUGUGAUUUCUGUUCUCAUCCUGAAGCAAAGUUCUUAACCCGAGGUACUAUUUCUGGUUUAGCGGAGUCUGUAACCUGAAGCGUCUGUAACCCGAGGUACCACUGUACACAAACAAAGGGUUCUUGUGGAGCACAACCAAACUCAGUUGAUUUCUGAAUGCCUAGGGUUGCCAGGUUAUGGGUGAAUCAAUAGACAAAUCUGUGAAUGAGUGCGGGGGGGGGGGGGGAGAGACCUUACUGCUUAUCCUCUGCAGCAUCCAGUAUUCGCCACAUGGUUAAAAUUAGCCCAGCAUAAAACAGAGCAGUAGUGCAGCCAGUGAUUUUGUUUCUUUUUCUGUCGCAGACGUGUUGUAUUCCAGACUGAUGGCGUCGGGCACAGCGAGCCGCUCUGAAGACGAAGAGUCUCUGGCAGGGCAAAAAAGGAGUUCCUCACAAGUGUCUGGUGCCAUUCCAAAACGGCGCAGUUCUUCCAGGUACCAUGCUGGGUUGGUUUGGGGAGGCAGCAUUGGGCAGUGGUUUUCAACCAGUGUUCCGUGGCACCUUGGGGUCCCUUGAAUGAUAUUCAGGGCAAUAUUGGCCUUUGUCCCUCCAUCCCUCCCUCCCUCUGAUGCCCUCUCGUGUCUCUGCCUCCCAAAGGCUUGCACGGCUGUUUGUUGCAGCAGCCCUGGCUACUAGUUCCCCGGGCGAAUGGUGCCUCUGGGGUUGGCCAAGGGGUGCUGGUUGCCAGGAGCUGAGGUGGACAGAGUAAGCAAGCAAGUGGGCGAGGAAGCCCAGCCAGCCAGUCCUUGCUGUUGGGAAUGGACGGACAAGUGGGAGCCUAGGCAUGCUGGCCUUUCUUGCGCUUACAGUGUGCAAGGCCUGCCUGGGAGCUGAGUGCCCAGCUCCAAAGGGGAGUCUUUCCACCAUGCAGGACUGGUGGUGCCCGCUGCUGCCAUUGCUGCCUCCCAGUGUAAGGUGCUGGCCUCACAUUCACCUUUGGCCAGUCUCCUUCAGGCCGCUAAGGCUGGUGGCAUCCUCUUCCCAGGCCUGUGGGGCAGCGUGAGAAGGCACCUCUCUUUGGGGCAGAGUGGGUGGGUCAGAGAUCAGGGACAGCAGCAACAGCUACCCAGAGGACUUCCAAGGAGAGGGGAGAGGAGAGAAGGCUGAGGGAACAUUGCACAAGGGGGCAUGUUGAAAAAGGGUGAGAGGCUGCAGCUCUGCAGGCAAGGGGUGACGUUACUGGGCUCCUGAGCCCCACAGGGGUGCCGCAGAAAGAAUGUAGUUGGUUAAGGGAGCCACGGACUCAAAAAGGUUGAAAACCUUUGAGCUAGGGAAAAGGAGGACACCUGGUGCCUGAGCUUGGAGACUGGAGCAGCUGAAUAGAAUAGAGAUCAUUGUGGGUUGGCUAUGGUUUCCCCCCCUGAAAUCCAGGUGCUAAAGGGUAGAUAAAUAGUCUGGCUCCUUUUUUGCCUAGGGGUUUUCACUGUUCUGAAGAUAACUGGGAAAUUCACCUGUGGGGCCACAGCAUAAAACCCUAAAAGCUCUUUUAAUUAGGAGGAGGAACCCAAAACAAUGUGACUACAAUCCUACAAUAUGACUCACAUGAAGGGGCAACAUGGCUCUAAAGGAGCUGUGCAUUUUACCCUAUUCCUUAAGUUAAGCAGCUUCUCCUGGCCCCGUAUCUGUGGGUUUUUUUAAAUAGUUGUUUUUAUUAAAGUAUUUUCAUAGUUAACAAGGGUACAUGCAACGUCUUUGUUUUCAGUUCAUUGAGUCCUCUCUACAGGUCUGUUACGUUUGGUGUGAGACUCUGCUGUUAUAGACAUUGUGAGGUUGCGGGGGUGAGAAAGAAGUGGGCGUGAGAUUUUUCUUUUGCUUAGUGCAUGUGUAGAGUUUUUUGUCUCAGCAUCAUGAGGAUAGGUUCUUUUAUCUGUUUGUUUGAUUUUGUUGGCAGUGUGGGAGCUUGGAGAGCCUGUAGCAUGAUUGGGUGCAUUUAGUUGCUUGCAGUGAGUUUUCUUUGUGUGGGAGAGGGGUUGUUGCGUCAAGUUAGCUAUAUCAAUUUGUAUUCUACAGGGGGCGGGGUGCUAUGUUGUUUUAUUGAGAUGUGUAUGUGAUAAAGGGGGGAACAUACUGGGGUGAAGCGAUCUUCUUUUGCUGGUCCCCCUGCUAGUUUCAGUUUGUUGGUUAGCUUUUCUAGUGUGGCCCCGUGUCUGGUCUGUUGAGGGAUGGUUUCUGAAGUGGAGAGCCUUUUCUAGUCGUGGACAGUUUGGAACCCUGACUUCCAAAUCACACAGGGAGCUUCCACAGGUGGAAAAGGUUCUCUCCUCCACUCUGUAAGUUAUGCCUCAACAUACAAGAAGCUAGGAGGAGCGGUGCUGACUGCAGCCCCUUUGUAUUCAUCUUAUUCGCAAAGGGGUCAUAUAAAUACAGUCAUACCUUGAGUUACAGACGCUUCAGGUUCUGUUUUUUCAGGUUAUAGACCGCUGAAACCUGGAAGUACCGGAAUGGGUUACUUCCGGGUUUCGGUGGUUGUGCAUGAGCAGAAGCACUAAAUCGCGCUUUGCGCAUGCACAGAAGCGCCGAAUCGCAACCCACGCGUGUGCAGACACGACACUGCUGGUUGCGAACGUGCAUCCAGCACAGAUCACGUUCGCAACCUGAGCGUCCACUGUAACUGCAAGUGUGGUCCUGGUGGGUUCAGAACCAAAUAUGCCCCAUUCAGAGUUGUAACCUGGCACCUUAUUCAUUUCCCCUUGCGGUCCAGGCUUUUACCAUUUUUGUUUGAUUUCUUACCUGCCCUACGCACAAUACAAUAUUAAAGUCAGUUUAAAACAAAUGCAGGCAAAGGAAUGGAUUGCUCCCUGCUGCAAGGCCCAUUUCCACCUGGCCUAGGGGCUGGGGCCCAGACUCACCUCCAACAGCUAAAAAAGGCUCCUGGGAGGCUGGAGGGACAUUGCUGGAACAACUCUUGGCUAAAAUGUUUUAUAACGGUUUAAACGGUUCUAAUUUUUGUUCCUCUGUUUUGUUUUUGUUGGGUUGGGGUUGGUUAAAUGUUUACUUGGGGUUGAUGGUUAUUUUAAUUUGGGUAUAACUGUAAACUUUAUUAUUAUUAUUAUUAUUAUUAUUAUUAUUACUAGUAUUCUUAUUGUUACUACUACUACUACUAUUAUAAUUAGUAUUAUUAGUUUUUAUUGAUUUACUGGUUUAUGGUCUGUAUAAGAUAUUCUGCUUUUUUAUGUUUGAUUAGGUUUUUAUAUAUGCUGUAAGCCGCCCAGAGUGGGUGGGGAAAUCCAGCCAGAUGGGUGGGAUAUAAAUGUUGUUGUUGCUGUUCUUCUUCUUCCUCUUCCUCUUCCUCUUCCCCUUCUUCUUCACUGGUCUUGUAAACAAAUUCCUUUAAGUGGGGAAACUCCCCAGUCAUUCUGAAUCCCUUUGUGGACUUCAGCCUUCAGGAAGUUCCAUUGACAACCCAUAUUCAUAUUGUUUGUAGCAGUGCUGAUGAGGCCAUUGGUGGAGGUAACUUGCUGCAAUAUAAUACAGAAUUUCCUCAUUCUAGGUUCAUCAAGCGGAAGAAGUUUGAUGAUGAGCUGGUAGAGAGCAGCCUUGCCAAAUCAUCCAGCCGGGCCAAGGGUCCCAGUGGGGUGGAGCCAGGGCGCUGCUCUGGCAGUGAACCCUCUUCCAGUGAGAAGAAGAAGGUGAGUUAGGUUAUAUAUACCUCCCUCGAUAAGAGCCACCAUAGCAGAUCUGUGGCCUUAAGUAACCUUGCGAUGCAAUUUGUCAGCGGCCGCGGCUCUCUGCUACAUUUUGGCUUCGUUGUGUUGCUGUGCCUGUUGUAGUCUGUAUGCCAACCUCUGCUUCCGCAGGUGUCCAAAUCUGUCUCUGCACCUGUCACUCCAAGCCCAGCUCCAAACCCCAGCCUCACCAAACGGAUGAAGAAGAGCAAGCAGCCCUUGCAGGUCAACAAGGAUUUGGGCCGCUGGAAACCCACUGAUGAUUUGUUGCUGAUCAACGCUGUGCUUCAGGUAGUAGAACAGGGUUAAGACUUGCAGAUAGAUGCAGAUAUAGGGAUGCCAGGUGAUCUUAAAAUCAAGAUCCACAGUGGAUCAGGAACAGUCUUUGAUUUCAAGAAACUCGUAGUGACUGAAGUGAGGCUCCCAGGCAGUCUUCCAUGUGCAGAUGUUAAAAUAAUGACAUCUGUAAUGCCCUGAGCCCAUUCUCUGUUGCCAUAUUGGCCUGGGUAUGUAUACCUGGGGCCUUGCGUUCCCACAUUUUGUGGUGAGCUGCUGCCAGGUCGUGUGGACAGUAGUGAGCUAGAUGGACCAUAUAAGGCAGCUUCAUAUAUAUCAGCCUUUCUCAACCUGUGGGUCCCCAGAUGUUGUUGGACUACAACUCCCAUCACCCCUAGCUAGCAAGGCCAGAGCUCAGGGAUGAUGGGAGUUGUAGUCCAGCAACAUCUGGGGACGCACAGGUUGAGAACUGCUGAUAUAUAUUCUCAUGUGUUCUAAUUCCAUGCAUUUUCAACAUUGCUCAGUAAUUACCUUUUUAUUUAUUUUAUUUAUUUAUUUAAUUUAUAUACUGCCCUUUUAAAUCUCCAUCUCACCCGAAAGGGUUCUUAAUGAAUCAUUCCUCUAGGGCAGUGAUGGCCAAACUCAGCCCUCCAGCUGUUUUGGGACUACACUUCCCAUCAUCCCUGACCACUGGUCCUGUUAGCUAGGGAUGGUGGGAGUUGUAGUCAAAAACAGCUAGAGGGUCGGGUUUGGCCAUCACUGCUCUAGGGAAUAGACAGGGUGAAACGGAACAAUCGAGUGCCUUGUGACCCUCGACAGCCUCACUCCUGCCCCUUAUAAAUUUAUCCUAGUGGUUUGAAAUAUCUUAACUUGUAAUGCCAAUAAAGGUAUUUGUAUUGUAUUGUACUGCCGUAUACCUGGAGGUCUCAGGGCGGUUCACAGAAAAGAUCACAAUAUAAAAAAAGAAAAUAAGAACAAUAACCCUCUUACUUCCUCCUCCAGUGUGUUCUGUUUGAGCACAAAGCAGUUGAAGCCAAUUUCUACCUUUUUCAAAAUCGUCUGCUUGCCCUAGGCUGGAGCAUGGUUGUCCACAGAGAGUUGGGCAUCUCUGUGUGAGCGACUGUGAUUCGUAUGGGCAGGCUUCGCAGGCAUCUGUUACAUGCAAGGAAGAGUUAUUACAGUCAUACCUUGGGUUACAGACGUUUUGGGUUGCGUACCGUGCCAAACCCGGAAGUACCGGUUUCGGCGCAUGUGCAGAAGCGCGAAAUUGUGCUUUGUGCAUGCGCAGAAGACCAAAUCGAACCCGCGCGCCGUGGGUUGGGAACACUGUGGGUUGCGAACAUGCCUCCCGCAUGGAUCACGUUCACAACCCAAGCGUCCACUGUAUUCCCAAGAGUAAUUUCUCUUUCUCUUCCUCUCUGAAGACCAAUGACUUGACCUCUGUGCACCUGGGAGUGAAGUUCAGCUGCCGUUUUAAUCUGCGGGAGAUCCAGGAGAGAUGGUACGCUCUGCUCUAUGACCCCGUGAUUUCCAAGUAAGUUUUCUCCUCCACGUUUCUCAGAGUGGGAGGUAUGGGGAUUGAUCCUAUUAAAGGGGUGUCUUGUCUCCCAAGAACAAAGUGCUUCCUUUUCUGUCUGACGUCUAUGGACCAUCUCAAUUUGAGGACUAGGACUAGAUCAGCUUGUGAUGAGAGGGAAGACAAUCCGUUAUACCGGUGGAGGAACAUGGUUUUCACCUAGCUCCGAAAGUUUUCAUAAAUGCCCUUACUUGGAAGUAAAUUCUUUUGAAAUGAACAGGACUUGCCUUUGAAGUUUGUUUUCGGAAUGGAAGGCUCUGUGUAUGGGCAAGGAGGUUCCUUUACUGUCCUUUCCUCUUCGUUCUUCAGCCCUACAGAGCAGGAGGAAGGAUGCAAUAUUCUCGAUUUAGUCCCCUUUAAAAAUAAAAUAAAGUCAGGCUUCUUGAUGAGAUGGCACUGCAAGGUGGACUCUCAGCACUGUUUGUUUCCAAACAGCUGCUGAGAGCAGAGCUGGUUUCACUGGGAAGCGUUUGUUCCCUUCUUCCUCAGUGCCUGAAAGUGAAUUGCCCCUUUGGCAUAUCCAGACCUCACCUAAGAAGGCAAUUUUGCUUGUGUUUCUGCGGUUAAGACAUUUAUGAGGCUUAUUGGAAGUUUUAAGAGUGUUUACCCCCAAUAAAAGUGGAUUUUGAUUGCACAAAUGAGACUCCCUAUGGGUUCAUCUUGGCAUUUGUGAGGAUAGAAAACCAACUACACACCCCUGUUUAUGUUUUCCUUUUCUUUUUUAAGUUCUAUAUUUUCUUGGGUUAAUGCCAGUGGUUGCUGUUUGGUGUGGGGCGACUGAUCCCUUUUUAUUCUCUUUUCCCCUUCCUCCACCAGGCUGUCUUGCCAGGCCAUGCGGCAGCUGCAUCCGGAAGCCAUAGCCUCUAUGCAGAGUAAAGUGCUCUUCAGCAAAGCAGAGGAGCAGCUACUAAGCAAAGUGGGAUCGGUAAGGAUCAAGAACGGGCUACUUCAACUAUAACCCUGGUUACCUUAGAGCAGGGGUCAGCAAACAUUUUCAGCAGGGGGCUGGUCCACUGUCCCUCAGACCUUGUGGGGGGCUGGACUAUAUUUGGGGGGGGGGGGGAUGAACAAAUUCCUAUGCCCCACAAAUAACCCAGAGAUGCAUUUUAAAUAAAAGUACACAUUCUGCUCAUGUAAAAAUACACUGAUUCCCGCACUGUCCGCGGGCCGGAUUGAGAAGGCGAUUGAGCCGGAUCCGGCCCCUGGGCCUUAGUUUGCCUACCCAUGCCUUAGAGCAGCGGUUCUCAACUUGUGGGUCCCCAGAUGUUGUUGGACUACAACUCCCAUCAUCCCUGAGCUCUGGCCUUGCUAGCUAGGUGUGAUGGGAGUUGUAGUUCAACAACAUCUGGGGACCCACAGGUUGAGAAAGGCUGCCUUAGAGGAAAGCAAGGCAGGGUUCAGAGUAGCUCCUUUUCUCCCUGAUGAUUUUUGGUAGAGUUUUGCCGUGCCCUGUAUAGCAAGUGGCUUGCUUGAUAUAACAGCCACCCUGGCAUUUACAAAGCUUUUCUUCUUUAUGCGUGUAAAUAUUUGUGUGUGUGUGCGUGAGAUUGUAAUAUCUUGUAUACUAAUGGCACACUCCGUUUCUAAGCGUUGUCUUUAUGUACCCAAAAUGACACCACUUCCUCAUGAAAGAGGGUUGUCAACAGGUUUGGGGGGAAACCCCAGGUAUGCAGAAGUGGUCAUAAUCAUUAGAAAAAGGAGCCUGAAGAGAGGGAGAUAACCAGAAGCGAGGGCGCAGAAUGCCCUGUCUCUGUAACUGGGGUGGGGGAUGCGACAAAAAGACAAAGGGACGAAAGAUGAUGGAUCAGAGUUUCUCAAAGGGCAUUCACUGGCUAAGCUGGAAGCCUGAACAGAAACAUUCCACGCAGCAACAAUUUCUUGAAGGUCUCCCUUGUAUAAUUUUGAGGUGAUUGAAUGGCCACACAAAGUUUGCGGCCUGUAAAUUUCAUUCUCAUCUUUCUAGAAAACAUGACAGUUUUUUCCUUCUCUCUCUCUCUAAUUUUUAUUAGAUUUUCUGUUUUACAAUUUUAAAGUACUCAUUUUUACAUCCUUAAAAUAUCAGUGACUUCCUUUCUUCUCUUUCCAUGGUUCAUUUUACAUAUCAUAAAUCCCUGCACAUUUUACAAAAACUAUACCAUUCAGUAUUCCAUUAUUACAUCUAUCAAAACUUAUUCACGCUGUUGAAUUUAUCUUAAUGCUGCCAGCAUUUUCAGCUGUACACAGUUAUUUCCCAUAUAUUCAGUAAACGUUUUCCAAUCUUCUCUAAACGUAUGUUCUUCUUGUUCUCUUGUUCUGUAUGUUAAGUCUGCAAGCUGCACGUAUUCUUGACAGUUGACUUUUAACUUGAUGGGCUUAACACGAGUUAAAAUCUCUAUUCGUGGAAAAUAAAUGUGAGAAGCAGCCUUUGGCGGAGGUCCUUUUCUUCCUGCUUGAGCCUCCUUUCUCUUAUUCCUAGACCAGCCAACCCACCCUGGACACCUUCCAGGAUCUUCUGCACAAGCACCCCGAGGUUUUCUACCCUUCCCGCACUGCCAAGGUCCUGCAGACGCAUUGGCAACUCAUGAAGCAGUACUACCUCUUGGAUGAUCAAACAGGUAUGGCCAGCUAAUCUGUUGCCAGGUAAAGUUUGGAACCUGCGGCUUGUGCCAGGAUUCUGAACCGUCCUUUGCCCUCUCUGGUCUCUUCCAGUGCAGCCACUGCCCAAAGGGGACCAGGUGCUCAACUUCUCUGAUGCCGAAGACAUGAUAGAUGACAGCAAACUAAAGUAAGUGAAAAGGGUGUGGCUAAGGCCAGCUGCGUUCCCUCUGUUCAUUAGAAACACUCUGCCAUCAGUAUUCCUGGCCUAUGUAUGUCUGGCUUAGUGGCCAGAGAACCUUCGGUUUCAGCCUGGACAUAUGUUAGCCUAAGGGUUAGUUAAACUCACAUCCAGUCCACACUUCAAUAGGAAUCUAUAUUCAUUUUUUUAUUUAUAACGUGAACGCAAUUUGAAUAGCGGCAGCUAGACUGGUGACUGGGAGCAGCCACUGAGACCAUAUAACACCGGUCCUGAAAGACCUACAUUGGCUCCCAGUACAUUUCCGAGCACAAUUCAAAGUGUUGGUGCUGACCUUUAUAACCUUAAACGGCCUCAGCCCAGUAUACCUGAAGGAACAUCUCCACUCCCAUCGUUCAGCCAAGACACUGAGGUCCAGCUCCAAAGGCCUUCUGGCGGUUCCCUCACUGCAGGAAGUGAGGUUGCAGGGAAUCAGGCAGAGGGCCUUCUCGGUAGUGGCACCCGCCCUGUGGAAUGCCCUCCCUUCAGAUGUCAAAGAAAUAAACAACUAUCUGACUUUUAGAAUCUGAAUCUGAAGAAGUGUUCAUGCAACUCAGAACAAACUUAGUUGGUCUCUAAGGUGCUACUGGACAAUUUUUUAAAAAUAUAUUUUGAAUUUUAGAAGACACCUGAAGGCAGUCCUGUAUCAGGAAGUUUUUAAUGUGUGAUGUUUUAUUGUGUUUUUAAUGUUCUGUUGGGAGCCGCCCAGAGUGGUUGGGGAAACCCAGCCAGAUGGGCGGGGUGUAAAUUAUUAUUAUAGCAAACAACUUAUUAAUGCAGAUGAUCAGUAGGAGGGGGUUGGAUCUGCCUGAGAUUAAAUUGCCGGCCCUUGAGGCUGCAACACAAAGUGACCAAGAAGAAGGCCAGAGAGAGGGGUUUUCCCCCUAAAUGAGUUGGUCUAAACCGGAUUAGGUAGAUGUUCAAUGUGGGAGCAAUUAAUUGAUGCAUUCUAACUGAUCCUAAGGCUUGAUCAGAUCGACACUGGGAAAACCAAAGCAUUUCUAGAUAGGGAGACUAGGGGGCAGUAUAACAUAUAACACGGUGCCCAGUUGGCACACAUCAUCCUUAAAGCUUAAAAUCCAAGACAAGUCGCUGCUGCUGUCAUUGUCCAGAUGAGGACACAGUGUGACUUAAUGCCUGAGGCCACCCGUUUGAGAGAGCAGAUGUGGGGCCUUUCAGACCUAGGGUAAUACUAGUUAAUGAGUGGAGUCCAUGGUGAGUUUUGUUUCUCCUCAUUUUUCAUCCAGCAGUCUGGCUAUUGCUGUGCUGCAGUUUUGAGCAUUGCUGUGCUUCUCUCAACAUGCACAUGGCAGAUCCCUAAUCCAGCCAACACAGGCUAGUGUUUUUUGAGAAUAUAUAUAAGUGGCCCAGGCAGUGGAGUUGAGUGGUCAGUUACCGAUUCAAGAUCUAACAUCUCUCUCUCUCUCUCUCUCUCUCUCUCUUUCUUUCUCUCUCUCUCUCUCCCUCUCCCUCCCUCCUCUCUUCUGUAGGGAUGUCCGAGACGAGGUGUUGGAGCAUGGUGAGUUUGUUGCAAGUGCUGUUUGGAGCAAAAAUAACGCUCUUCAAAUGGCUCCGUCUCCAUAAAACUCUGUGUGAUUCUGGCUGGUGUUAUCCCUGUGAGCCAGCUCUUGGGCGAAAAUGAAAAAAACAACUCCGCUCUGUAAAAUCAGAAUCACUUGUAAUAUGUGUUAGAAUCCCUAUUGGGCAGCUAUGGGCAGGUAGCAGGACUGAGCCUCACGUAUUCUAUAUGUAAGGAAACCGCCCCUUUAUUGUGGAGGCCAGCACUCUCAACAUGGGUUGGGAACGAAUGCUUGCAGAGAGAGGAGCUAAGCUUUCUCCUCGCCCCGCCUCCUCAGUCUUGCCUUAAUGGUCGCAGGCCGGAUCUACACUCGUGGUUUAUAACGGUAAAAAACGUGUUAAAAACGCCGGAGGGCGCUGCAGAGCAGCGAGCCGCCAGCAAAGGGAAACUGCAUUAAGCAUUAUAGAAUGUUAAAUCUGAAAACGUUUAGAAGAACAAUGUGGGUCCAACCCUAGACAGAAGCGAGCUUUACCUGCAGUGGAAUAAUUUAUCCAGCCCCAAGACCACUUCUCUCUCUUUUUCUCUCUCCUGGUUUUUCAUGAUUAUUUAUUUAAAAUUACUUUCGUUUUUCUUUCAAAAAUCUGUUCCUCAUGCUUGCGGCCUUUCUCCUCGCAGAACUGACAGUGGCAGACCGGAGACAGAAGCGUGAAAUCCGGCAACUGGAGCAAGAGCUCCACAAGUGGCAGGUGCUGGUGGACAGCAUAACAGGUGAGAGAAGAGCCACACCAUGUCUCUUCUCGCGGGUGAGAAACCCCAUCUCCUAGUGUUGCGGCACUUGUUCCCCCGGGACUUCCAGCUAAUACUAGGCAAGCACGUUUGUUUAUUGCUUUUGACGUCUGCUAAGAGCAGCUUCGUGGAGGCAACCCUAUCCAGACAAUGUAAUGCUAUUAUGUGCAUUUGUUUUUGUUAAAGCCUUUUUGCCUCCAUUUUCAUAGUUUUGUUUAUAUACCGCUUUAUUCUAGGAAACCUCAACACAGUUUAAAAUUUUUUUAUUCUAUAAUAAUAAUAAUAUUGCCUACUGUUUUUAGAGUUUGCUGUUACUGCUAUUUUUGAGCGAAUACUUCAUAGAGGUUGAUUUUUUUUAAUUCAGUAAUAUAUAAAUUUUCCUUGAAUAAACAUGGAAUGCCCUCCUAUCAGAUGUCAAGGAAAUAAACUUCUAUCUGACUUUUAGAAGACAUCUGAAAGCAGCCCUGUACAGGGAGGUUUUUUAGUGUUUGAUAUUUCAUAUUUUGUUGGAAGCUGUCCAGAGUGGCUGGCAAAUAAACAACAACAAUAACAACAAUAACUACUAUUACUAUUAAAUAAAGGGCUCCUUUGGUGAGAGCAACUAAGUGAGAGUCCUGGAGACACAACCCACCUUUCCUUGCCCAGCAUGCUUCAGUUACCAUGGCCUUCCAAUGGCCAUGUCUGUCUAAUCCUUCCUUUUCUUUCUCCCAGGAAUGAGUUCCCCUGAUUUUGAUAACCAAACAUUGGCUGUGCUGCGUGGAAGAAUGGUGCGUUAUCUCAUGCGCUCCCGGGAGGUGAGUCCAGUCUGUCCUUUGGCUGCUUAGAUUGAGACAGUGCAGAGCUUUUUCAAGGUAGGAUUGCAUCAGAGAGAGCAAGUUGCAUAUAGUUCUGUCAGUAACGGAGCCAACAAUAACGGAACAGAACAUCAGUGUCUGGCACUAAUUUUAAAACACUGUGGCACUGUGGUCUAAACCACUGAGCCUCUUGGGCUUGCCGAUCUGAAGGUGGGGGGUUCGAAUCCCUGCAACGGAGUGAGCUCCUGUUGCUCUGUCCCAGCUCCUGCCAACCUACCAGUUUGAAAGCACACCAGCGCAAGUAGAUAAAUAGGUACCGCUGCGGUGGGAAGGUAAAUGGUGUUUCUGUGCGCUCUGGUUUCGGUCACGGUUUUAUGUUGCGCCAGAAGCAGUUUAGUCAUGCUGGCCACAUGACCUGGAAAGCUGUCUGCGGACAAACGCCAGCUCCCUCGGCCUGAAAAUGAGAUGAGCGCCACAACCCCAUAGUUGCCUUUGACUGGACUUAACUGUCCAGGGGUCCUUUACCUUUUACCAAUAUAUAUAAAUUUGUAGCCUCUACAGAAUUCCCAACUAUAUUUCUAAGCCAAAAAUAACAGUUGUAGGAGUGUUUGUGUGUGUAUUUACAUUCAAGAGUUGGAGAACUCCUUUUCACAAGUAAGAAGUAUCUUCAGUAUGAUUCUACUUCUAAGGAGUUCUAUUUUCCUCUUCUGCUAUGGUGCAACUUUAUCUGUAAUGUGGAAUCUGGAAUCGACCUCCCAAGAGAUUGCAGGCUUUUGCUAACAGCAGCUUCAAUAUCCAUGUCAGAAUGCAAUGCACAAAUUCAGCAGGAAAACGCAGUGAGCCAGAAUCAGUUAAUGAAGCCCACACAGGAAUUUCGGCUAGCGCAAUGGGGCUUCCACUGCUCACCCCUAAAUUGGUUCUGAGGGGGGGUCAGGAGAACCCCCAUAACAGCACGCAAAGGGAGGAGAGGGGGUUGUUCUGUUUGGCAAGGAAGGUAAAAUGCUUGCGCUGAUGGAACGAUUGCCAUAGCCGUGUCGAUUUGGCUAAUUAAUUUUGAUGGCUGUGGAUUGCAAUUUCCUUGGUGCAAAAUGCUGGUCCCAUUGACACACGAUGAACAUUUCUGUUCAUUUCCUCUUCCAGAUCACACUUGGCAGAGCCACCAAAGACAAUCAGAUUGAUGUGGAUCUAGCGCUCGAGGGGCCAGCCUGGAAAAUAUCUCGCAAGCAAGGUGCUUGAGAUUGGGCUACCGCAUUUGAGUUGCUCGGGGAGAAGGACUUUGUAGGACAUGGGGUGUGAAAUUGCGGUAGGAUGGAAAGGGAAGGCAGCCCUUUGAGUACCUGCAUAGGGCUGAUAAGUUACGCCUCUGUGUUUAAUUUCUCUCCAUGGUUCCUGAUGUGAAUGCCAUGUGAUAUCAAGGUGCCUUUGGUGUUUUGCUGUGUCAGAAAUUGCAGGUGAGGCAGUUGCUGUUCCUUGCCCUAAAUCAGGAAUUGGUAACUGAUGGCCAUAUGAGGACUUCCAAGACAUUAGUUGGAAAUCUGUAGACUUUUUAACUAUACCUGAAGGAGCGUCUCCACCCCCAUUGUUCAGCCUGGACACUGAGGUCUAGCUCCGAGGGCCUUCUGGCGGUUCCCUCACUGCGAGAUGUGAGGUUGCAGGGAACCAGGCAGAGGACCUUCUCGGUAGUGGCGCCCACCCUGUGGAAUGCCCUCCCAUCAGAUGUCAAGGAAGUAAACAACUACAGUUAUACCUUGGGUUACAGACGCUUCAGGUUGCGCGUUUUCGGGUUGCGCACCGCACCAAACCCAGAAGUACCAGAACGGGUUACUUCCGGGUUUCGGCGCAUGCACAGAAACACCAAAUCGCAACCCGCAUGUGCACAGACGUGGCGCUGCAGGUUGCGAACGUGCCUCCCGCACAGAUCACGUUCACAACCCAAGCGUCCACUGUAUCCGACUUAUAGAAGACAUCUGAAGGCAUCUCUGUUUAGGGAAGUGUUUGAUGUUUUGUUGUGUUUUUAAUAUUCUGUUGGGAGCCACACAGAGUGGCUGGGGAAACCCAGCGAGAUGGGUGGGGUUAUAAAUAAUAAAGUAUUACUAUAGCAAACAACUUGUAAAUGCAGAUGAUCAGUAGGAGGGGGUUGGAUCUGCCUGAGAUUAAAUUGCUGGCCCUUGAGGCUGCAACACAAAGUGACUAAUAAUAAUAAUAAUAUAUUGGUGUUUAAAAAGGCACAAUAAGGAAAGUCCAAAUUCAGUGACAUUUACCAGUUUGCACAUUUUUAAAUAGCCUUGGAAAAAUUGACCUGAGCUGCUCACUUUUGAGAGCCAAAAUUUCCAAUAAGGAUAUUGCAGAUUCAGGGUCUCUAACCUGCUACAAAACACACAGUUUCAAUUACCCUCGACUUACGAGGCAUUCUCUGCAAGCAGUUGUGGCCAGUUUUCUUCCUUCUGCUUGGAAAGUCUAACUUCUCAUCUCUCCAUGUGCACACACAGGUGUCAUCAAACUGAAGAACAAUGGCGACUUUUUCCUGGCAAACGAAGGCCGGCGGCCCAUUUAUGUGGAUGGGCGCCCAGUGCUUUGUGGCAGCAAAUGGAAGCUCAGCAACAACUCAGUGGUGGAGGUGAGCCGUUGGAGGUGGGCAGGGCGGAGGGCUGUGCUGCUUUGUGGUGAAAGGUUUCACAGUCUUCUUGGUUGAUGGUUCCAUAACAAGAUGAUGCCAGUAUCCAGAGCAGCUGAGCCCGGCCCUAAAUCCAUGGGAUGCUAGACUCCCUUGCCUGUUGUGAAUUUUGAUUCCGCACAGAACCAGCAAACAUAAUAAAUAAAAAGUGCUGGGGUGUAGUUUCUUCAGCCGCUGUCCGCCAAGAGCCUGGUGCUAGCUGGAAGGUAGACAACUUCCUUGAGGUUGGUUUAUUACCUGUCCAGAGAGCCUCCGGUUUGGGAAGACAUCGUUUCUUGCAGCAGCCAAUUUGGCCUCUCAGUGAGGUGGGCUAGGCUAUAAAACACAGCUUUCCAAAGUGUGUGUUGCGGCACAUCAGCGUGUCGGCUGCUAGAAAAACUGAAUUCCUUGUGUCAUGAAAUGAUGCACGUCUAAAAAGUGUAUCACCAACACGACAAGUUUUGAAAGCUCUGCUGUAAAAGAUGCAGCGCUUCCUUCCGCCCCCCACCGCACCCAGACUGACAGCCUUUCUCUUUCCCCCUAGAUCGCAAGCUUGCGCUUUGUCUUCCUCAUCAACCAAGACCUGAUUGCGCUUAUUAAGGCAGAGGCUGCCAAAAUUGCCCAGCCCUGAGGCUUGGAUCAAGCCCAAGGCUCCAUUGGACCUGUGUGUGGCUGCCCACCCCCUGCCCCGGACUCCUUUUGCCAGCAGGGACCACCAUGCUUAAUGAUGAAGAUGCAGCUAUAUAGAGCCUGCCCUCCCUUAGGCUAGGGCUGAAGCUUCUUGGGGGCCUUUUCCUUUGCGGCUGAGGAGGAGGACGAGCUCUGCUUCAUCCGUCAGCGGAUCUAUGUAAAAGAAAGGUAUGAGCCAGGCCUUAGACCAGCCCCUUGUUUGGGUGUUCUUGGCAGUGUGGGGCAUUUGCUGGCGAGGGUUGUGUGGCUGUUGCGCUGGAUACUCUUUGGGACGGAGUGACGAAAACCACCAUGGAGGAUUAAGGGCCGGGGAGUAAGUGUCAAAACGAGCUAAUAAAUAGUUGCAAAUCUCACUACUCUGUGUUGUGCUGGU
This is a messenger RNA of Podarcis lilfordi (Lilford's wall lizard), 17296 nucleotides long. NCBI's taxonomy places the organism in Eukaryota, Metazoa, Chordata, Lepidosauria, Squamata, Lacertidae. The record is from the annotation of a GenBank genome assembly.